Messenger RNA from Venturia canescens, 3796 nucleotides. RefSeq lists its product as uncharacterized. The transcript is spliced from 2 exons. The coding region runs from base 622 to 3675 and encodes 1017 amino acids. The record is from RefSeq and is a predicted model, not a curated record. Lineage: Eukaryota; Metazoa; Arthropoda; Insecta; Hymenoptera; Ichneumonidae.
CUCGCUUAGUUUCGUUCGGGCAUCAUAAGCGGCAGGAAACAUCUUUUACCAUCAUCUUAUCAGUAAAUGCCAAAAUAUUUCAAGUUUUCGAAAUAUGUGAAAAUGUGAUGAAAAUCGGAGUCUUCGAACCAUCGCCAGUUGGGAAUGUAUACUAUUCCUAGCAAAAGCAAUCUCAAUUUGCAGUGCCUAUAAAGUUUUCACUUGUAUUGUAUUUAUCUGUUCUCGCGUGUUGCAUUUCAGUCGUGUAAUUUGACUAAGGCGAGUACGUGGACGAACUCGGAAAAAUACAGUGGAACCGUUUAAUUUCAAGCAAGUUACCAUCUCUUUAUUAUUGACAUCGAAAUCUUAUUUCGGACAUGAGCAUCUCGAGAUUCAAAAAAAUUGCAUCCCGUUCAUCUUGGAGUAAUCCUAUAUAAGGAAUUGAGGAAUUAAGGAAUAACGUGUAUCGACGAGGAAAGAGAUCGAUCGAAAUCGUCCAAGUUUAAAUGAGGAUAUAAAAAAAAGUGGCUGGACAAUUUGCGUUAUUGAAUGAUCGAACGAAUGACAAUUGACGUAUCAGCAUAAAACUGCUCUUGGACAAAAAAGCGUUGUCAUCUAACGUUCAUACUAUAAAAAUCUGCGAUGUCGCUGACUAUAAACAAUCGCAAAAUAGUGUACUUACACGUAAUAGGAUCAAAGACACUGAAGAACGCGGAUAUUAUUCGCAUCGCAGCAAGACUUGAGGGCAGGGAGUUUUCUGUUUGGAUCGAGCCUUCGGCACGACUUCGCCUAUCUGAGACGCAUAUUAAAGCAGGGUUGUAUAAGUAUAAAGGUUCAAAGUUUAUUCUUAAUGGUAAAUUACUGGAGCCUAAGCCACUACAAUAUGCUUUGGUAGAGUUUGCUUCAUUUAUCGCGUCGCCGCAACCUGUUUAUAUUGUUAGUCAUAGUAAUCAUAACGAAACCACACUUCUUCUGAAAGCCUUCAAAAUAAGUGGCAUGAUAACAAAAUUCAAUCAUUUAAUCAAUGGUUUUGUAGAUACAGUACCAAUCUUCAAAAAACAGUACCCAAACCUGAAGGGAAAAGGGCAAUUUUCGUUACGCGUUCUGGCACCAUAUGUGCUAGGAAAAAAGUACACAGGAACAUUUUUCGAAUCAUUGUAUUAUUUGCGGACUUUGGAGGAGCUGGUGACCACUCAUGUAUCAGAGGCUACGUUGACUGAAUUUAGUCUCUUUUUUGAAGAUCGCGUAACAAGUCUAAAGACAAUUUCAAUAUCUUCUCAAAGUUCUCGUAAGUUAAUACUAUUAAAAUCUGUGGUGUCUUGGAAGACUCUUGAGAAACUCAAAAACGCAGAAAUUUCAUUUCCCAUUUUGGAGGAACUAUCUCAGCGCCCGGAACCUUCAGAACUCCAUAAAUAUCUUAAUAAAAUGGCUGCCGAGAAACUAAAAUCGUUCAUCACGCCUGAUGUGUCAUCGAAGAUAUUUCACUUUUUCAAAAAACGAAAGCAACGUUCCAACAGAGUCAGAUCAUCUGCCAUACAACCCAAAGAACUUGUCGAUAAAGUCGAUUCAUCGGUGGAAGAACCGAAAGCACACAGCAGUAGCAAAGAUCCAUAUACCGAACAGCGGCAGGAGCUUGCCCGCGAUCUACCUCAGUUGGUAGAAGAACAAGUAACAAUAUACAAGGAUUAUCCAAUGACCACCCAACAGGGAGAAAUUCUCGAUAAUAUUUAUUCAUAUACCGCAGAACGGGGAGCACUACCAAGUAAUGAUUACUUCUUAUUGCUCAACCAACUGGAGAACUUUGACUCGGAAAUCGAUACCGGACAGCGGCAGGAGUUUGUCGAUGAGCUCCCUUCGUCGAUGGAAAAACGAGAGGGAGUUUAUUCAUGUACUGCAGAACAGUACUGCAAAUUCCUGUACAUACACCUAAUACGAUCGGGUCGCGGAAUUGACUCGGAUAUUAUUCACAUCGCAGCGAAGCUCAAAGACAGGAACUUCACUGUUUGGAUCGAGCCUUCGAAACCACUUAAUCCAAAUGGGGACCUUCGAUCUAACGGGUUGCGUUAUAGAAAUUCCAAGUUAAUUCUUAAUGGUAAACCACUGGAAACUAAGCAACUAAAGCCUGCUUUGGUGGAAUUUGCAUCAUUUGUCACUUCGAAACCAGUUUAUCUUGUUAGUCAUAGUAAUAGAACCGAAAUCACCCACCUCUUGAGAGCCUUCGAUAAAACUGGCAUGAGUCAUAAGUUUAAUUUCAUUCAUGGUUUUGUCGAUACAGUACCAAUCUUCAAAAAAAAGUACCCAAACCUGAAAGGAAACAAUCAAUUUUCGUUACGCGUUCUGGCACCAUAUAUGCUAGGAAAAAAGUACACAGGAAAAUUUUUCGAAUCAUUGUAUUAUUUGCGCACUUUGGAAGAGCUGGUAACCACUCAUAUAUCAGAGGCUACGUUAAUUAAAUUAAGCGUACCUUAUAACUCAAGUGUAGCAAAUCAAGAGACGGCCUCAACAUCUUCUGAGAGUUCUUGCGAUUUAACACUGUUAAAAUCUGUGGUGUCUGCGGAAACUCUCAAAGAGCUCAAAGACGCAGAAAUUUCAUUUCCCAUUUUGGAGGAACUAUCUCAGCGCCCGGAACCUUCAGAACUCCAUAAAUAUCUUAAUAAAAUGGCUGCCGAGAAACUAAAUUCGUUCAUCACGCCUGAUGUGUCAUCGAAGAUAUUCCACUUUUUCAAAGAACGAAAGCAACGUUCCAACAGAGUCAGUUCAUCUGCCAUACAACCCGAAGAACUUGUCGAUAAAGUCGAUUCAUCGGUGGAAGAACCGAAAGCACACAGCAGUACCAAAGAUCCAUAUACCGAACAGCGGCAGGAGCUUGCCCGUGAUCUACCUCAGUUGGUAGAAGAACAAGUAACAAUAUACAAGGAUUAUCCAAUGACCACCCAACAGGGAAAAAUUCUCGAUAAUAUUCAUUCAUAUACUGCAGAACUACCAACUACUGCACUACCAAAUAAUGAUUACUUCUUAUUGCUCAACCAACUGGAAACAUUUGACUCUGAAAUCGGUGGAACAAUGGAAGAACCGAAAGCAUGGAACAGCAACGAAGAUCGGUAUGCCGGACAGCAUCAUGAACUUGCCAGCGAUCUCCCUCCGUUGGUAGAAGAACAAGAAACAACAUACAUGGAUUAUGCAAUUACCGGGCAAGAGGGAGGAAAUCUCGAUGAUAUUCAUUCAUAUACUGCAGAACGGGGAGCUUUAUCCAAUGACGAUGACUUCUCAUUGUCCAACCAACUGGAAACAUUUGACUCUGAAAUCGGUGGAACAAUGAAAGAACUGAAAGCACAGAACAGCAUCGAAGAUUCGUAUACCGGAGAGCGGCAUGAACUUGGAGACAAAUUUUCUUCGUUAAUAGAAGAACCAACAGCAUACAAGGAUUAUUUAGUUGCUCGGCAACAGGACGAAUUUUUAAAUGAUGUUCAUUUAAAUACUGCAGAAGAAGAUAAAGCACAAUCCAAAAGUGAUAAUUUAUUCAUCAAACAGAUGGAAGAAAUUGACGCUGAAAUCGGAUCAUCUGAGGAAGAACAGAUUAUAAUUGAGCCGCUUCCGAAUGACCAACACUCCAGUGACCAGUUUCCGGUAGACCAGAAUCAACUUGAUCGGGAGAGAAUCCGAUUAUGGACUGAGAUAUUUGAUCCUUUUAAUUAAUGGAUUUUUUCAUUUUUUUCCCAACAUUCCUUCUAGUUUAACCGUUAUGGGAUAAUUUUUUUCGUUUAUUUCCUCUCUUUCUCAUAGAAUUUCCUUCAACUGUCUCGUAUUGAUAUCAUCU